Aspergillus mulundensis is the source of this 3597-nucleotide messenger RNA. Its product is annotated as DNA-directed RNA polymerase II core subunit RPB2. Gene Ontology annotation, cellular component: RNA polymerase II, core complex. Gene Ontology annotation, molecular function: DNA-directed RNA polymerase activity; ribonucleoside binding; DNA binding. The record is from RefSeq and is a predicted model, not a curated record. Bases 1 to 3597 code for a protein of 1198 amino acids. The transcript has a single exon. Gene Ontology annotation, biological process: DNA-templated transcription. Lineage: Eukaryota; Fungi; Ascomycota; Eurotiomycetes; Eurotiales; Aspergillaceae.
AUGGCCGACUAUGGCGAGGCCUACGAUGAGGAGUAUUACGAUGAGAUGGAUGAGGGGAUUACGUCGGAGGACUGCUGGACGGUGAUUUCGUCGUUUUUCGAUACCAAAGGUCUCGUUUCACAGCAGCUGGACUCGUUCGAUGAAUUUAUCUCCUCGACGCUACAGGAAUUAGUAGAGGAACAAGGCCAAGUGACUCUAGACCAGACGAUUCCGCCAUCCGAGGAUGAAGUCGACCCCGUCGUUGUCCGCCGAUAUGAGCUCAAAUUCGGAACCGUCAUGCUUUCCCGGCCGAUGGCCAUGGAAGGCGACGGUGCUGCUACGAUUAUGUUGCCGCACGAGGCUCGUCUCCGAAAUAUGACUUACGCCAGUCCUUUAUAUCUCGGAAUCAGGAAGAAGGUUAUGGAGGGACGAGAACGCAUGGUCGGUGAUGGCGACGAUGACGAUAUGGGCGAGGAUAGAAAAGCGGCGGGCACUUACCUGCAGUGGGAAGAGAUGGCGUUGGCUCAGGAUCAGGCGAAGGAGGAAACUGUUCACAUCGGAAAGAUGCCGAUUAUGCUCAAGUCUAAGUACUGUCUUCUCAGGGAUCUGGGCGAGCAGGCUCUGUAUGACUGGAACGAGUGUCCUUAUGACUCUGGUGGUUACUUCAUCAUCAACGGAAGUGAAAAGGUUUUGAUCGCCCAGGAACGCAGCGCUGGAAACACAGUUCAGGUUUUCAAGAAGGCCCCGCCAAGCCCGACACCCUACGUUGCUGAAAUCCGCAGUGCCGUUGAAAAGGGGUCAAGGUUGCUGUCGCAGUUGGCUCUCAAGCUCUUCGGCAAGGGCGACAGCGCCAAAGGCGGAUUCGGUCCUACAAUCCGAUCAACAUUGCCGUACAUCAAGGCCGACAUUCCAAUCGUCAUUGUUUUCCGUGCGCUCGGUGUCGUUUCCGAUGAAGAUAUCCUCAACCACAUUUGCUACGACCGAAAUGAUACGCCUAUGUUGGAGAUGCUGAAACCCUGCAUUGAGGAGGGUUUCGUUAUUCAGGACCGUGAAGUCGCCCUGGAUUUCAUUGCCAAGCGUGGCUCGUCUCAGUCGAGCAUGAACCACGAACGUCGUGUCAGAUACGCUCGAGAGAUUAUGCAGAAGGAGCUGCUGCCUCACAUCUCCCAAAGCGAGGGUAGUGAAACCCGAAAGGCUUUCUUCCUUGGUUACAUGGUGCACAGACUUCUUCAGUGUGCUCUUGGCCGUCGCGAUGUUGACGACCGUGAUCACUUCGGAAAGAAGCGUCUUGAUCUUGCUGGUCCUCUGCUGGCCAAUCUCUUCCGUGUUCUCUUCACUAGAGUUACCCGCGAUCUCCAGCGCUACGUGCAGCGGUGUGUCGAGUCAGAACGCGAGAUUUACCUCAACGUUGGUCUCAAGGCCAGCACUGUCACUCAAGGUCUGCGGUACGCCCUCGCUACCGGUAACUGGGGAGAGCAGAAGAAGGCCGCCAGUGCCAAGGCGGGUGUGUCGCAAGUGCUCAGUCGUUAUACCUACGCUUCUACACUGUCACAUCUUCGGCGAACGAACACGCCCAUCGGCCGUGAUGGUAAGAUUGCAAAACCCCGUCAGCUACACAACACCCAUUGGGGUCUGGUAUGUCCCGCGGAGACUCCUGAAGGUCAAGCUUGUGGUCUGGUCAAGAACUUGGCGCUCAUGUGCUACAUCACUGUCGGUACACCUAGCGAGCCCAUCAUCGAUUUCAUGAUUCAGCGUAACAUGGAAGUGCUCGAGGAGUUUGAGCCUCAAGUUACGCCCAACGCUACCAAGGUCUUUGUCAACGGUGUCUGGGUCGGUAUUCACCGACAACCCGCUCACCUUGUCGAGACUAUGCAAGCCCUUCGUCGGCGAAACAUGAUUUCCCACGAAGUCAGUCUUAUCCGAGAUAUUCGUGAGCGAGAAUUCAAAAUCUUCACCGACGCCGGUCGUGUGUGCCGACCACUCUACGUCGUGGACAACGACCCCAAGAGUGAGAAUUGCGGCAACCUCAUCUUGAACAAGGAGCACAUUCGCAAAUUGGAGGAAGACAAGGACCUUCCGCCAGAUAUGGAUGCAGAGGACCGCCGCGAGCGCUACUUUGGAUGGGAUGGUUUGGUCAAGUCGGGCGUGGUUGAGUAUGUGGAUGCGGAAGAAGAGGAAACGAUCAUGAUCGUCAUGACACCAGAGGACUUGGAGAUCUCGAAACAACUGCAGGCUGGAUACGCGCUUCCUGAGGAGCAAGAUUCGAACAAGCGUGUGCGGUCGAUUCUCAGUCAACGGGCACAUACCUGGACACACUGCGAGAUCCAUCCCAGUAUGAUUCUCGGUGUUUGUGCCAGUAUCAUUCCCUUCCCCGAUCACAACCAGUCUCCUCGUAACACCUACCAGUCUGCUAUGGGUAAACAAGCUAUGGGUGUGUUUUUGACCAACUUUGACCAGCGCAUGGAGACCAUGGCGAACAUCCUCUACUACCCACAGAAGCCUUUGGCAACGACGCGAUCAAUGGAGUUCUUGCGAUUCCGAGAGCUUCCUGCCGGACAGAACGCGAUUGUCGCUAUUGCUUGUUACUCGGGAUACAACCAAGAAGAUUCGGUCAUUAUGAACCAGAGCAGUAUCGAUCGUGGCCUCUUCCGCAGUCUUUUCUACCGUACAUAUUCAGACAGCGAGAAGAUGGUCGGAUUGACAGUGGUCGAACGGUUCGAGAAGCCCAUGCGGUCCGACACGAUUGGCAUGCGAAAGGGUACAUACGAUAAGCUCGAUGAAGACGGUAUCGUCAAUCCUGGUGUGCGUGUUUCGGGUGAGGAUAUCAUCAUCGGCAAGACCGCUCCGCUGGCACCGGACGCAGAAGAGCUGGGUCAACGGACCAAGGCCCAUACCAAGCUGGAUGUGUCGACGCCGCUCCGCAGCACGGAGAACGGUAUCGUCGACCAAGUUUUGGUUACCACCACUCCGGACAGCUUGAGAUCGGUCAAGGUGCGCAUGCGAAUGACCAAGGUUCCGCAGAUUGGAGACAAGUUCGCUUCUCGUCACGGUCAGAAGGGUACGAUUGGUAUCACCUAUCGACAGGAAGACAUGCCGUUCACUCGCGAGGGUGUUACGCCGGAUCUUAUCAUCAACCCGCACGCCAUUCCGUCUCGUAUGACUAUUGCUCACUUGAUCGAGUGUCAGCUCAGCAAGGUUUCUGCGUUGCGUGGAUUCGAAGGUGAUGCCACUCCAUUUACCGAUGUCACCGUCGACUCGGUCUCUCGUCUCCUCCGCGAGCACGGCUACCAGUCGCGUGGAUUUGAAGUAAUGUACAACGGACACACAGGACGCAAGCUAGUGGCGCAGGUCUUCCUGGGACCGACGUACUACCAGCGUCUGCGACACAUGGUGGACGACAAGAUCCACGCUCGUGCGCGUGGACCUACGCAGAUCUUGACGCGGCAGCCAGUGGAAGGUCGUGCUCGAGACGGUGGUCUUCGAUUCGGAGAGAUGGAACGUGACUGCAUGAUAGCGCAUGGAGCCAGUGCGUUCCUGAAGGAGCGAUUGUUCGACGUGUCGGACCCGUUCCGAGUGCACAUCUGCGACGACUGCGGGCUGAUGACGCCGAUAGCGUGA